AGGGGGAGAGAGAGAGAAUCCCAAGCAGGCUCCACACUGUCAAUGAAGAGUUUGAGUCGGGCUUGAGUUUGCAGACCGUAAGAUCAUGUCUGGAGCCCAAACCAAGAGUCAGAGAUUAACCGACUGAGCCCCCCAGGUGCCCCAAGACUUGUUUAUUUUUUGAAGUACAUGAGUCUCCUGCCUUUGUAACCCCUAUGUUUGCUUCAUCCUGGGUUGAAGGGCUCUAGGUGGUUGAAGUCCUUGGAGGCAUAAGCCCUAGAAAUGGAGGUGGUAUAAUAUCGAUGGGUUGUUCUUCCUUGAUCAUAACUGCUUUCCUUUUUGAAGAAAGGAGGGGAUACCAAAGGCUAACAUGGAUUGCUCCUCCCCCAAAAGAGGAGAUGGGGGCCCAGGGUGGGGCCAGCUGGGUCAGUGGUGUCUGAAGUGUUUGAGGGAUAAGGAAGCUGCUGGCUCCCCACUGAUAGUGAGCAGGUGGCUGGGGAAGGAACCAUUGCCUCCUGCUCACUCUUCAUGGUGAUGGCCAGCGUGGAUGGGGGAGAGCAAAGGGAGCCCCAAGGGGAGCCACAGCGCCUGGUCUCCUCUCAAGUCCUGAAGUAGGACUGGCACCAGCGGAUUUUUGUCAAUUGCAGGUUGGUGCUGGGGAAGAUUCGCUGCUUUGGCUUUGACAUGGACUACACCCUGGCUGGUAGGGAGGGAGGGAGCAGGGUAUUUGGGGCUCGGGGAGCAGGGGGUAGGCACCAGCCAGCCUGGUUCUGCUUGGUUCCCACAGCCUACAAGUCCCCAGCCUAUGAGGCACUGGUCUUUGAGUUACUACUGGAGCGUCUGGUGUGCAUUGGGUAGCCGCAUCAUAUCCUGCGCUACACCUAUGACCCCGCCUUCCCCACCAGGUGCGGGAGCUUGCUGGGGUGGGAGGCUGUGGCCGGUAGUCAGCUCUGGAACCCCCAUCCACAGCCUCUGCGCUCUCUCCCUCGGGGGCUGGUGUUUGAUGUGCUCUAUGGGAACCUGCUGAAGGUGGACACCCAUGGGAACGUGUGGCUGGGCACCCAUGGCUUCACCUUCCUCUCGGACUGCUCCCUCCCCAGGGCAGAGAUCUGGAGCUUCUACCCCAGCAAGUUCGUUCAGAGGGACAACCUGCAGAGGUUCCACAUCCUCAACACGCUCUUCAACCUGCCUGAAAUCUACCUAUGUGCCUGCCUGGUGGACUUCUUCUCUGGCUGCUCCCGAUACACCAACUGUGACACUGGCUAUCAGCAUGGGAACCUCUUCAUGUCCUUCCGAAGCCUCUUCCAGGAUGUGAGUGAUGCCAUGGAUAAUGUCCACCAGUCGGGCUGUCUGAAGGAGAAGACCCUGGAAGACUUGGACAAAUACGUGGAGAAGGAUGUGCGAAUCCCCAUCCUGCUGGGUAAGAUGAAGGAAGUUGGAAUAUUUCUGGCUAUAAACAGCAGCUACAACUACAUGGAUGCCAUCGUGACCUACCUGUUUGGCAUUAGUGAGGCUGAAGGCUCAGCCAGGCCCUGGAGGUCCUACUUCGACCUGAUUGUGGUGGACACACAGAAGCCCUGCUUCUUUGCUGAGGGGACGGUGCUGAGACAGGUCAGCAGGGUAAUGGCAGGGGCUGAGGAUUCAGGCAAGCUCCGCGUGGGCACCUACAUGGGGCCCCACCAGCACUGUGUAGUUUACUCUGCAGGCUCUUCGGACACGGUGUGUGAGCUGCUCGGGGUACGGGGGAAGGAUAUCCUGUACAUUGGGGAUCACAUCUUUGGAGACAGCCUCAAGUCCAAGAAGUGGCAGGACUGGCGAACUUGCCUGGUGGUUCCUGAGCUGUUCCGGGAGCUUGGCAUCUGGGACCAAGAGAAGGGUGAGCUGUGUGUGUGGGGGCUUCAGGACCAGGUAGGGGGGGCACCGGCCACCAGUGCAGAGGCCUGCCCCUUCAUCAUCUUGUCCUCUUCCCUGUUGGGGGUUAGUAGUAACUGCGAUAAUACUGUCCACUCCGUGGUUUAUGAGAGUGGAUCUACUUUACACAGAGGAAACAGAGAUCCAGAGAGGUUAAGAAACUUGCCCAAAUUCGGGGCG
Molecule: messenger RNA, 2070 nt
Organism: Felis catus (domestic cat)
Lineage: Eukaryota; Metazoa; Chordata; Mammalia; Carnivora; Felidae
Gene: NT5DC4
Product: 5'-nucleotidase domain containing 4
Molecular function (GO): 5'-nucleotidase activity
Source: RefSeq, a predicted model, not a curated record